GUUCAAGUUCAGCCGAAAAGAAAUUCUGGCCAGGGAAGCAAGGGUCUGCUGGAUUAUGUAAGGGUCAUCCGCCCAAACGUGAGCCGAAACCUCUUUGCGUCAAGGUGCAAGGAGUGAAGACCUCCAACCGCCGUUGCCUCGAUUUUCGUCCUGUCCAGAAUGCCCACUCCCAAGGACACUGCCCGAACUAUUCGUUUGCGAGAGAACAAGCGCCGUUCUCGGGAACGUCAGAGGCAAUACACGCUAGACCUCGAGCGGCGGUUGAGACAGUUCCAGCAAAACGGGAUCAAGGCGACUGUGGAAGUGCAAGCGGCUGCGAAAUUAGUUGCCGAAGAGAACCAGAACUUACGGAGCCUUUUAUAUCAUCUUGGCGUGGAUGACUCGGCGAUUGCCGGAUGGCUUGCGUUCCACGCGACAUCAAAAACUAUGACUGUUAUUACUGGCCACCAGGAGCGCCCGAAGGUCCAGGCUGCAGCUAGCACAUGCGCGUCAAACGUGGGGCUUGCCGUCAAUCCGCAAGCACAGUGCAACAGGGAGCAAGAGUCGAGCAAUAAUGACCCAAGCCUAACUGCCUGCGAGACGCUCUCUCCGCAUUCGAAUUCUCCUAGUCACAGUGACUGUGCUUAUGACAGGGCGCCGAUGGUCAUGAAACCAGCUUCAUCAUUCAGUGACACUGCAGAGUCAUCCCUUCCUACUCAGGGCAGAGUGUCCUCCAACCAACCUACGCAAACCAACCACGCGCAGCAUGCAGCUUCACCCUGCAAACUAUUGUCGCGCAUUACUACCGACUCUGCUGGGAAUACGUCGCAGGUGAUUAACCCCUCCGUGGAGGAGACAGAGCAUGAUCUUUCUCAGGAUGGGCUUUCUUGCUCCGCUGCAUAUCAGUUGUUGAUGCAACAUGCUACCAGCGAGGAAAAGAUUAAUUCUUUGGCUCGAACCCUUGAAGAAGGAUGUGUGCCUACCUCUAAGGGUGGAUGUAAGGUCAAAACAAAGACCCUGGCGGAGGCUCUGGUGAAUAUCUGUCUUUGAUGUUAAUCUGAGUUACAUGAGGGCAACGAAAAAACAUUACCAUGGUCUACUCUAAGGACUGUGGAUAUAAUAGCAAUUUUCUGGCUUUAGGUAUUCUCUCUUGAAGGGAAGUGUGGUCACUUUAGGGUUAAUGCCAUCCGCUUGAAGAAGACGCUAUGAUAGCUCUUCCCAACUAACAACAUUCUGAUGGUCACUCUUACCUGCCUUG
Aspergillus calidoustus is the source of this 1237-nucleotide messenger RNA. The record is from the annotation of a GenBank genome assembly. Lineage: Eukaryota; Fungi; Ascomycota; Eurotiomycetes; Eurotiales; Aspergillaceae.